This is a messenger RNA of Cynocephalus volans (Philippine flying lemur), 2169 nucleotides long. RefSeq names its product adenylate kinase 7 (gene AK7). The transcript has 18 exons. The record is from RefSeq and is a predicted model, not a curated record. Lineage: Eukaryota; Metazoa; Chordata; Mammalia; Dermoptera; Cynocephalidae. The coding region runs from base 1 to 2169 and encodes 722 amino acids. Gene Ontology annotation, cellular component: cytoplasm. Gene Ontology annotation, molecular function: AMP kinase activity; ATP binding; nucleoside diphosphate kinase activity. Gene Ontology annotation, biological process: nucleobase-containing compound metabolic process.
AUGGCUCAAGAGGAAGCUGCUGCCCGGACGGAGAAAGUCAUCCGGAUCCAGAGGGUGUUUAUAAACCUGCUGGACACCUACAGCAGCGGAAACAUCGGGAAGUUUCUAUCUAACUGUGUAGUUGGGGCUUCACUUGAAGAAAUUACAGAAGAAGAGGAAGAAGAGGAUGAAAAUAAGCCAACUCUCCUGGAAGCCUCAUCAGCCAAACUGAAAGAAGGCACAUUCCAGAUUGUGGGCACACUUUCCACACCCGAAAGCCAUUGGCCCAACUUUGCCGUGGAGACAUACUCUGCCAUCUCUCGAGAAGACCUUCUUAUGCGCCUGCUGGAGUGUGAUGUUAUUAUUUAUAACAUCACUGAGAGCCAUCAGCAGGUGGAAGAAGCCAUAUGGGCAGUCUCUGCACUGAAUGAAGAAGUCAGCCAUUUUGAAAAGCGAAAGGUAUUUAUUUUAGUAUCCACGGUGAUGACUUGGGCACGAUCAAGACCUCUGGACCCUGAUGAUACUGAGGUUCCAUUUACUGAAGAGGAGUAUCGAAGAAGAAGGAAUCAUCCUAACUUUCUCGACCACAUAAAUGCUGAAAAAAUGGUUCUCAAAUUUGGAAAAAAUGCCAAAAAAUUUGCAACUUACGUGGUUGCUGCUGGACUUCAGUAUGGAGUGGAAGGAGGCAUUUUACAUACUUUUUUCAAGAUAGCUUGGUUGGGUGAGGUUCCUGCAUUACCAGUUUUUGGAGAUGGAACAAAUGUAAUUCCAGCAAUUCACGUUCUUGAUCUAGCAGGAGUGAUACAAAACAUAAUAGACCACGUUCCAAAGCUUCACUACCUGGUUGCUGUGGACGAGUCUGUUCAGACCCUGGAAGACAUAGUCAAGUGCAUCAGUAAAAAUACUGGCCCUGGGAAAGUCCAGAAAUUACCCAAGGAAAAUGCUUUCCUAACCAAGGACUUAACACAAGAGUGUCUUGACCAUUUGCUUGUCAACUUGAGAAUGGAAGCGCUCUUUGUGAAGGAGAAUUUUAACAUUCGAUGGGUUGCCCAAACAGGAUUUGUGGAAAAUAUCAACAAUAUCCUCAAAGAGUACAAGCAAAGCAGAGGAUUACUGCCAAUUAAGAUUUGUAUUCUCGGUCCUCCUGCUGUGGGAAAAUCGAGUAUUGCUGAAGAAUUGGCCAAGUACUACAAACUGCAUCACAUCAAACUGAAGGAUGUUAUUGCCGAAGCCAUAGCAAAACUGGAGUCGAUUGUUGCACCUAAAGAGAGAGCGGAAGGAGAAGAAGAAGCUGGAGAGGAGGAGGUGGAGGAGAACGUGGAAGAUGCGCAGGAGCUCCUGGAGGGCAUUAGGGAGAGCAUGGAGCAGAAUGCAGGCCGACUAGAAGAUCAAUAUAUAAUUAGAUUUAUGAAAGAAAAGCUAAAAUCUAUGCCUUGCAGGAAUCAGGGUUAUAUUUUGGAUGGAUAUCCAAAGACUUAUGAUCAAGCAAAAGACCUAUUCACUCACGAAGAUGAGGAGGAGGAAGAAGAAAUCAGAGGCAAAAUGUUUCCUUUUGAUAAAUUAAUUAUACCCGAAUUUGUUUGUGCACUGGAUGCUUCGGACGAGUUUCUGAAGGAGCGGGUGAUAAACCUUCCUGAGAGCAUCGUGUCGGGAACCCACUACAGCCAGGACCUAUUCCUCCGGGCUCUGAGCGACUACCGGGACAUCAACACUGAAGAUGAGACUGUCUUCAACUAUUUUGAUGAAAUUGAAAUCCACCCGAUACAUAUUGAUGUAGGAAAACUUGAAGAUGCUCAGAACAGACUUGCUGUCAAACAGCUCAUCAAAGAGAUUGGGGAGCCUCGAAAUUAUGGCUUAACGGAUGAAGAAAAGGCAGAAGAGGAGAGGAAGGCUGCAGAGGAGCGCCUGGCCAGGGAGGCUGCUGAGGAAGCUGAACGUGAGCACAACGAGGCUGUGGAGAUGGCAGAGAGGAUAGCUCGCUGGGACGCGUGGAAUAAACAACUAGAGGAAGUGAAAAGAGAAGAAAGGGAAUUACUGGAGGCUCAGUCUAUUCCCCUGAGAAACUAUUUAAUGACCUAUGUUAUGCCGACUCUUAUGCAGGGCCUAAAUGAGUGUUGUAAGGUCAGACCGGAUGAUCCUGUUGAUUUUCUGGCAGAAUAUCUCUUCAAGAACAAUCCUGAAAUGCAGUGA